CUAUCCAGAUGCUGCAGAUGAGGAUGUCAGACGAUACGAAAGAUCUUUUAAGAAGCUUCCACCUCCCCAUCAGGCUUUGUUAUCCCACUAUCCUAAGAAGUUUCAAGAAUUAAGGCGACCAAUAUUGCUGCCAACCCAGAUUCCGAUUACACUUCAGUCAACAUUCAUUGGGAGAGUAUCAUAAUUUGCAAGACCCUUUUUGGUCACAACACAAUUACCUGGAUUGGUCAAUGCAGGUGAAGACAUUUCUACAGGGCAUAGGAAAUUUCAGUGACUAAAUUAAAUCUCCACUGGACUUUUGCUAGAACGCAUCACUAAUUUUAGGCAUCUUAUGUUGUUGCUGGAUUCAUGCUAUGCUUAUGUUGUUUGUAAUGGUGUAUUUCUGCAAAUUCUUAUUUCAUAUUUAGUAUGCUUCAGGCAUUUGAACCUCCACUUGAUAUGAGCCAGGACAUAGAAGAUUGCGAAAACCCUCCUCUUGAAGAUGACCCAAAUAAUCAUGAUUUCUCUGAAAAGAGGGCUGCUUGCUGCAGUCAUUCUACUUCCACAAGUGGAAGAACUUGUUUCUCCCAAUUAAGUAAAGCCUGUUGUGAGGAAGGGAGCAAUCUAUGCAACUCAAAAGGAGUCAUUGCCAUUAAGGAGGUUGAAAAUGAAGGUUGCAGUGAAUCCUGUACUGGAUGCGGAAGUCCAGGCUUGGAAUGUAACAAAGAGUUAGGAACUUGCUGUGGAAAUGAUGCCAUGGAUUCAAAGGGAAAUGCAUCUUUAUCAAAUCAUGAGUGGUUGGACCCAUCUUUUCAGUUUGACGUCCCUUUAGUUGAUGUUGACAAGGUUCGCUGUAUUAUACGGAAUAUAGUCAGAGAUUGGGCAGAAGAGGGACAAAAAGAACGCGAUCAGUGCUACAAGCCUAUCCUUGAAGAGCUUGAUAUCCUAUUCCCUAAUCGCUCUAAGGAAAGCCCUCCAGCCUGUUUAGUUCCUGGUGCUGGACUUGGACGAUUAGCUUUAGAGAUCUCUCGUCUAGGUUUCAUAAGCCAGGGAAAUGAAUUUUCGUACUACAUGAUGAUAUGCUCGAGUUUUAUUCUUAAUAAUACUGAAAAUGCAGGAGAGUGGAAAAUUUAUCCUUGGAUUCACAGCAACUGUAAUUCACUUUUAGACAGCGAUCAACUUCGUCCUGUUUCAAUACCAGAUAUCCAUCCGGCUAGUAGUGCUGGAAUUACUGAAGGCUUUUCCAUGUGUGGUGGUGACUUUGUUGAAGUUUACAAUGAUCCAAGCCAAGUUGGUAUUUGGGAUGCGGUUGUGACUUGUUUUUUUAUUGAUACUGCGCACAACAUCGUUGAAUACAUUGAAAUCAUCUCUAAAAUCCUGAAAGAUGGUGGAAUUUGGAUAAAUUUGGGUCCCCUACUGUAUCACUUUGCAGAUAUGUAUGGUCAAGAAGAUGGAAUGUCCGUUGAACUGAGUUUGGAAGAUGUGAAGAAGGUCGCCUUGCAUUAUGGAUUCCAUUUUGAGAAGGAAAAGACGAUAGAGACAACCUACACAACAAAUUCCAGGUCAAUGAUGCAAAAUCGGUACUUUGCUGCAUUUUGGACAGCAAGAAAGAAAUCUGCGACGGCCGGAGAACAUUCGCCUGAAUAAGUUGUUGUCAAUCCUCACAUGGCUUUGUUCUAUAUUAUUCUCAAGAUCUUACAUAAAUAUAAUGUACGAUCCUCAUUGAGAUACAAAAAAAGGUUAUUCAUUUGUAGUAUGGGUUUUUAAAAGACGGAAAAGAAAGAGACAUGCCAAGUUAUUUAUUUAUUUAUAUGUAGAUACUAUGAAAGCAUUUAUUAUUUUUAUGGCUUCCGUCAAAUAUACACUAGUAGAGAUUCAUAAAGAUAUUUUUGACAGGUUUGGCA
Molecule: messenger RNA, 1883 nt
Organism: Humulus lupulus (European hop)
Lineage: Eukaryota; Viridiplantae; Streptophyta; Magnoliopsida; Rosales; Cannabaceae
Exons: 18
Coding region: 409-1626 (405 amino acids)
Molecular function (GO): S-adenosylmethionine-dependent methyltransferase activity
Source: RefSeq, a predicted model, not a curated record